Molecule: messenger RNA, 4947 nt
Organism: Sus scrofa (pig)
Lineage: Eukaryota; Metazoa; Chordata; Mammalia; Artiodactyla; Suidae
Source: RefSeq, a predicted model, not a curated record
ACGCUGCGGGCCCGGGCCAUGGCCGCCGCCGAUGCCGAGGUCCGGGAAACAAGACGCGGAAGAGAUGGAACGACUUGGCCUGUCCAGUUACAGGGCGGUCCCGGCAAAGGGGGAGACCAAGCAGGACUGCCCGAGAGCCGAGCUGCUGAGAGAAGGGUCACCCAUGGCUGCCGACGAAGGCGCAGCAGACAAGCAGGGCGGGGAGGCCCCCGAGGCUGCGGACGGGGAGGCCAACGGGGCCUGUGACCAGAGCGACGGCGGUAGCCCGCCGGCCGCGGCGAAGCACACUCAGGAAGGCGCGAGGGUCGGCCCGCAGGAAGGCGCCGGCCCGGUGGCCCGGAUCGCGGAAAAUGGCCUUGCAGACAGAGACGCCGAGCCGGCGAAGCAGAACCACGUCCGGGCCGACGGCUUUGCGCAGACGCCGGGCGUCGGCAGCAACGGCUACUUCCUGGGCAAGGCCCCCGUGUCCGAGCCGCCGCGCAUCGCCAGCGCCCUGGCCGCCUCCCUCCCCGGCCACGCUGCCAAAACCCUCCCCAGCGGGGCGGCCCGGGGCCGGACUCCUGGCACUUUGCCUCCGCCGCCGCCACCGCCGCCGCCACCGCCGCCGGCCAAGCCCGGGGAGGUGAGCAGAGACACAGAGGACAAGAAGCCCCCGGCCCCGGGCGCCGACGUCAAGGUCCACCGGGCUCGGAAGACCAUGCCGAAGUCCAUCCUGGGCCUGCACGCAGCCAGCAAGGACCCCAGGGAAGGCCGGGACGCCCGUGACCACGAGGAGCCGAAAGAGGAGAUGAGCAGAGGUGCCUCUGACUUUGGGCGACAGCAGCUUUUACCCCCUUUCCCGCCCCUGCACCAAUCGCUACCUCAAAACCAGUGCUACGUGGCCUCCUCGAAGUCACAGACAGCUUGCUUGCCUUUUGUUUUAGCAGCUGCAGUAUCGCGAAAGAAAAAACGAAGAAUGGGCACCUAUAGUCUGGUUCCCAAGAAAAAGGCCAAAGUGUUAAAACAGAGGACGGUCAUUGAGAUGUUCCAGAGCAUAGCUCACUCCAGCGCCGGCCGCCAGGGCGAGAAGGACCCAGGCGACGGCUCCCUCCAUGUGAACGGGGAGAGCUUGGACCUCGACUCCGAGGACGACGACUCGGAGGAGCUGGACGAGGACGAGGACCAGGGAGCCCAGCAGGAGGACAGCAGGACCUCGAAGGAGAGUGCGCUGGAGCCUGACCGCGCCCAGAAGGUGGACGGGGAGUCAGAAGAGGAGCAGGAGUCGGCCGGCACCGGGGAGGAGGAGGAUGGAGACGAGUCCGACCUGAGCUCUGAAUCCAGCAUCAAGAAGAAGUUUCUCAAGAGGAAAGGGAAGCCUGACAGCCCCUGGAUCAAGCCGGCGAGGAAGAGGAGGCGGAGAAGUAAGAAGAAGCCCUCCUCCAUGCUAGGUUCCGAAGCCUGCGCGUCACCCUCAGGAAGUGCAGAGCCGAUGGCGCCGGGGGACGGCUCGGGGUACAUGGAGGUGUCCCUGGACUCCCUGGAUCUGCGUGUCAAAGGGACGCUGCCAUUGGAGACGGAAGGGCUGGCCAACGGUCCCGACGUGGGGGAGACGGACGGCCUCCAGGAGGUGCCCCUUUGCAGCUGCCGGAUGGAAACCCCGAAAAGCCGAGAGAUCACCACUCUGGCCAACAACCAGUGCAUGGCCACAGAGAGCGUGGAUCACCAGCUGGGCAGGUGCACAAACAGUGUGGUCAAGCACGAGCUGAUGCGCCCAUCCAGCAAGGCCCCGCUCCUGGUGCUGUGUGAAGACCACCGGGGCCGGAUGGUGAAGCACCAGUGUUGCCCUGGCUGCGGCUACUUCUGCACAGCGGGUAAUUUUAUGGAAUGUCAGCCUGAGAGCAGCAUCUCUCACCGUUUCCACAAAGACUGUGCCUCUCGUGUCAACAAUGCCAGCUACUGUCCCCACUGCGGGGAGGAGACCUCCAAGGCCAAAGAGGUGACCAUCGCAAAAGCAGACACGACCUCUACCGUGACGCUGGCCCCCGGGCAGGAGAAGAGCUCCACGGUGGAGGGCAGGGCCGACACCACCACAGGCAGCGCGGCUGGACCCCUGCUCUCAGAGGAUGACAAGCCACAGAGCACAGCCCCGCGGGUGCCUGAGGGCUUCGACCCCACGGGGCCGGUGGGGCUGGGGAAGCCGGCCCCCGGCCUCUCGCAGGGGCCCGGGAAGGAGACCUUGGAGAGUGCGCUCAUCGCCCUGGACUCGGAGAAGCCCAAGAAGCUCCGCUUCCACCCGAAGCAGCUGUACUUCUCGGCCCGUCAAGGGGAGCUGCAGAAGGUGCUGCUCAUGCUGGUUGACGGCAUCGACCCCAACUUCAAGAUGGAACACCAGAACAAGCGCUCCCCCCUGCACGCCGCGGCGGAGGCCGGCCACGUGGACAUCUGCCACAUGCUGAUCCAGGCGGGCGCCAACAUCGACACCUGCUCGGAGGACCAGAGGACCCCGCUGAUGGAGGCGGCGGAGAACAACCACCUGGACGCGGUGAAAUACCUCAUCAAGGCCGGCGCGCUCGUGGACCCAAAGGACGCGGAAGGCUCCACCUGUUUGCACCUGGCUGCCAAGAAAGGCCACUACGAUGUGGUUCAGUAUCUGCUCUCCAGUGGACAAAUGGACGUCAACUGCCAGGAUGAUGGCGGCUGGACGCCCAUGAUCUGGGCCACGGAGUACAAGCACGUGGACCUCGUGAAGCUGCUGCUGUCCAAGGGGUCCGACAUCAACAUCCGGGACAACGAGGAGAACAUCUGCCUGCACUGGGCCGCCUUCUCGGGCUGCGUGGAUAUUGCCGAGAUCCUGCUGGCCGCUCGGUGCGACCUCCACGCGGUGAACAUCCACGGAGACUCGCCCCUACACAUCGCCGCCAGGGAGGACCGCUACGCCUGUGUCGUCCUCUUCCUGUCCCGGGACUCCGACGUCACCCUGAAGAACAAGGAGGGGGAGACGCCCCUGCAGUGCGCCAGCCUCAACUCGCAGGUGUGGAGCGCCCUGCAGGUGAGCCAGGCGCUGCGCGACGCGGCCCCCGACAGGCCCGCCCCGGUGGAGAGGACGAUGAGCAGAGACAUCGCCCGGGGCUACGAGCGAGCCCCCAUCCCUUGCGUCAACGCCGUGGACGACGAGCCGUGCCCCAGCAACUACAAGUACGUGGCUCAGAACUGCGUGACGUCCCCCAUGGCCAUCGACAGGAACAUCACCCACCUGCAGUACUGCGUCUGUGUGGACGACUGCUCCUCCAGCAACUGCAUGUGCGGCCAGCUCAGCAUGCGCUGCUGGUAUGACAAGGACGGCCGCCUCUUGCCUGAGUUCAACAUGGCAGAGCCGCCUUUGCUCUUCGAGUGCAACCACGCCUGCUCCUGCUGGCGGAACUGCCGGAACCGCGUCGUGCAGAACGGCCUCAGGACGAGGCUGCAGCUCUACCGGACACAGAACAUGGGCUGGGGCGUGCGGUCCCUGCAGGACAUCCCCCUGGGCACCUUCGUUUGCGAGUACGUCGGGGAGCUCAUCUCUGACUCCGAGGCUGACGUGCGGGAGGAGGAUUCCUACCUCUUUGAUCUGGACAACAAGGACGGAGAGCUCUACUGCAUCGACGCGCGCUUCUACGGGAACGUCAGCCGCUUCAUAAACCACCACUGCGAGCCCAACCUGGUGCCGGUGCGCGUCUUCAUGUCGCACCAGGACCUGCGCUUCCCCAGGAUCGCCUUCUUCAGCACGCGCCUCAUCGAGGCCGGCGAGCAGCUGGGGUUCGACUACGGGGAGCGCUUCUGGGACAUCAAGGGCAAGCUGUUCAGCUGCCGCUGCGGCUCCCCCAAGUGCCGGCACUCCAGCUCCGCCCUGGCGCAGCGGCAGGCCAGCGCCGCGCAGGGCGCCCCCGAGGACCGGCUGCCCGACACCAGCUCCGCCGCCGCCGACCCGCUAUGAGAGCUGCGGCCGCGGGCGCCGGCGCGAUGCCGCGCCCGCCGCGGUUCAGGGAGAGGGAGAAGCGCGCGUCGAGGUCCCGGCCAGCGCCCGAGGGGCCGAGCCUCGCCCGAGCACUCGGCGGCCCGCGCCGGGGCGCCCGGCGUCUGCGAGGGUGGUUUUGUGGUUUCCGCGUCUCGCUUCCCCUCUGCUCUCCGUGUUCCUGCCCCACCCCGGGCUCCUUGGCGACGCCCGGUCGACCCAGACGCCGCCGUGCGGCCACACCGAAGCCACCGCACCUGCCAGCUGCUCCGUUGGACCGGCCCAGCCGCAGACACCGUCCCCUCCGCCGCCCGAGAGGUCGGGCGGCCCGGGCCGCCCCUGAGCGCGGAGAAAAUGGGGCUUUGCUUUUUAAAGACGUCCUCCCUCUGGUCUGUGUGUCAGACUCCUAGCGUUUCUUUUCAAGGAAGCCGUCUGGUGGCAGGAGGCCCGCGAGGACCUGCCCUUGCCCCGCCAGGGCCGCGCGGCGAGGCUGGCACCUUCUCUGAUUCCCAAGCCACAUGGUAUGAUAAUGACUAAACUGAUUUAUUUUCUACCAUUAUUGAACAUUAGGACAAACAAAAAAUAAAAAACACAAAACACAGACAACGGUGCUGAUUCUGGUGUGGUUUCUACUCACCAUGUGAAAAUAAACUAUCAACUGUAUAAAGAGAACAAAGUGAUUUUAGAAUAAAAUGCAGGAAAACCUUUUUUAAAGACGUUAGUCUUGUAGUGUGAAUAAACUUGCCGUCGCCUUUGGUGUGGUGGCCUGCCCGGUCCUACCCUCUGGCCUAUACUUUUUUAAAGACUGUAACUAGUGCAGUAACAGUGGGGUGCGACUCUUCUAGAACAUUCAUAAUGCAGUCACGUUUAUUUUUUCUGUUAAAAUGUUUUUUGACAGUUCUAAGAGCAGUCUUUUGGCUCAGACCAUUUCUUGUUCUGUUUUCAAUGAAAUCAAUAAAAAAAAGAAGUACUUUAAA